AAGUGGCCGAUUGGUUGAACGAGUCUUCUUUACAAUGCUGAAGUGCGUAACGGUGGAAUGCAUCCCUACGCUGAUACAGCUAAAGCGGUCCGUCCACGCGGUCUACUGUGCGGCAAUGCGUCGCUAUGGUUUGCCUGUUGACGAGGAGACGGUAAAACGAGCCUACGCUCACGGGUUCAAGACCACUCAAAUGAAAUACCCCAAUUUCGGCGUUGGUUCGGAUGGAGUGAUGAAGUAUUAUAAGGAUUGGUGGAGAGUGUCGGUAUAUGAGACCUUGAACGCUCCUGGCAUGCCGGCUAAUGGGUGGUCGAAGGACGAAUUUGAACUUUUCUUCCAAGACGUUUUCUCGGAGUUUGGCUCGGUGAAUACCUGGCAGGCUCAGCCAGAUGCUAAGGACUUCCUACAGCAGUGCCAGAAAGCUGGUUUAAUCACGGGUUUAUUGGACAACUCCUACGGACGGUAUAUUGACGACACCCUACCGCUGUGUGACGCCCUGCAUGAGGCCCUUCACUUCAGUGUCCUUGGCGCCGAGUAUGACCCUCCGCUGCUGAAGCCAAAUGCAGCUGCUUUUCAGGAGGCUCUAAGGAAGGCUAAUAUAGUUGGGAAGAUGUUGAAGGAGGGGGUUGUUGGAGAGAUUGCUCCCGAUGAGAUGCUGCACAUCGGCAACCGACUUAAUGUAGAUUACGCUGGUGCCCUUGGAGCGGGAUGCAAAGCCAUCAUUUUGGAUCGCAGUGGCAGUGUGGUGAAGGAUAAGCUCAUGAAGGGUGCGAUAGAUUUUACCAAGCUCGGCUGCAAGCUCACUACUGAAGACGUGGUGGGGAGUUUGAGCGAGGCUUUGGGCCUCAUGCGUGAUCGGGGUUAUCUUUGAUAGUCUGAUUUGGUUUCAAUACUCUGUGU
This is a messenger RNA of Perkinsus marinus ATCC 50983, 897 nucleotides long. Its product is annotated as Rhythmically expressedprotein 2 protein, putative. The transcript is spliced from 6 exons. The record is from RefSeq and is a predicted model, not a curated record. Bases 35 to 868 code for a protein of 277 amino acids. Lineage: Eukaryota; Perkinsozoa; Perkinsida; Perkinsidae.